This is a messenger RNA of Pundamilia nyererei, 1268 nucleotides long. RefSeq names its product coiled-coil domain-containing protein 162-like. NCBI's taxonomy places the organism in Eukaryota, Metazoa, Chordata, Actinopteri, Cichliformes, Cichlidae. The record is from RefSeq and is a predicted model, not a curated record. The transcript is spliced from 11 exons. The coding region runs from base 120 to 1268 and encodes 382 amino acids.
AUGAACAAAUCCUGCAGCAGCACACUCAGCUUCUGUACCAGAGAGAGCAGGAUUUGAAGAGUUUGAAGGACGCUCAGACAAGUAAUUCUCACAAAGAGGUGGCAGAUUUAUGCCGUGGGAUGAUGUUGGAGGUCUCAGCCCUGCGGGCCCAAGUUGCUCACCUGGAAGAAGAGAAAAUUAAUUUAGAGGAACAGCUCGGCCUCACAUUCAAAGAACGCUACCACCCUCUGGUCCGACACCUUUUCUCUACCUGCAUCCAGUUAAAGGCCAGACUUGAUGAAUAUCCCCGACAAAUGAGGCGGGACAUAAGUGUGAUAGUGAACAGAGCACGGGGGGAAGGAGUGGACAAGAUCAUCAAGCUCAAGAAGAGGUACGGCUGCACCAAAGACAAUGAUGGACUCGCCCUCACACAGUUAAAGAAGGAAGAAGUCCACGAGUUGAAGCUGGAGAACAGCCGGCUGACUGCUCUGCUCUGUAAACUGAAGGCUCUGAGAUGCUGGAGGAAGGUGGUCGACCAGGAGAAACUUCACAGGCAACUGCUCCAAACCAAGCAGAGGGAGGUUACCGCUCGCACCGAGGCUCUCAGAGUGAAAAUGUUAUCAGAGGAUAAGGUGGCUCUCCUGCAGGGGGAGCUGGACUUUGCACAGCAGGUGCUGACCUGCUCUCAGGCCGAAUGCAGCAGCAUCAAGAAGCAGCUCAGCAGGAAGACAGAGGAGCUCCAGGUGUUCAGGCAUCGGUCUGCACGGGAAGCCCGCAGCAGACAGGAGCUGGACGCUCAUCGAGUGCAGACCUUGGAACAAAUGAGAGCUGACAUGGAGGAUAGAGACAGACAGCUCAGGGCCCUCGGUGAGCAGCUGGACAGAGGCAGCAGGAUAAACAAGCUACAAAGAGAGCGCAGUGCCAAAGAGAUCCGGCAGGUGAGGGGGCAGCUACAGCAGCAGUGCAGCCUUAAACAAGAGGCCUUUCAGCAGCUGGAUAAACUGCAGAACGAUGUGGAGGCAGCUCUCCCCAGAGGAGCUUCGACAGCAGGUCAAAGCAGGACUUAUUGCACGCUGUCAGUCAGCAGACUGAGUACUAGAAGUCCCUCGACAGGUCUGCACCGGAACAGGCUGCAUUCAGCCCUGCAGCCUGGCAGCCUCACAAACUACACCACACCUCAGGACUUUGCAACAGAGCCAAGACAGCAGAGAGCAGAAACAGCCAGAGGUCUUUCAAACAUGAGCACACUGGAUGAUAAAAGGCUCUUUGUGACUGCUUUUGGCGAGUAA